Messenger RNA from Rotaria sordida, 2613 nucleotides. Lineage: Eukaryota; Metazoa; Rotifera; Eurotatoria; Philodinida; Philodinidae. The record is from the annotation of a GenBank genome assembly.
AUGGAUUUUGGAUCCAAAUAUAUUUACAAAUAUGAUCAUUCGGAAUCAGAAUCCGUAUCUGAUGAUGAUGAUGGUACGCUUGGUAAUGAUGGUGAUCCAUUAUUUAUACCAAAACCAAAAGCAAAUAAAGAAGAAAAACAAAAUGAACAACAAAUUGUAUCUGCUACAGGCAGUUCUACGUUAGCCUCUCAUAGACGAAAACGUUUACGUAAACCUGAUACGAAUGUUCUUAGUGUUAAAUUUAAUCGAUUACUUCAACCAGGUGAAAUGCAUGCGGGUGAUCCUGUCUAUUGUAAAGAUUGUGGUGCAAUAACUUCUCAUUUAAGUAAAAUUGAGACAGAGACACAAGAACCUACUACAAAUGAUCGAUCAAAUGAAUCAGAAUCUAAAUGGCAUUGUGAGUUUUGUUCAAUUACAAACAUAGUUGAUAUUGAACAAUCAGAUUUACCUAAACAAGAAGAUGCAACAUAUUUACUUUCUCCAGCACCUGUUGUUCAUGGUUCAGAUAUGACUGGUGUUGAUGAUUCUAUAGUUUUAUUUUUAAUUGAUAUUAGUGGUUCAAUGUCAUCAACAACAUUAGUUCAAGGUACAUUUAAUUUACCUCAGGCACUUAAACAACAAGAACGUGCUGCUGAAGCAUUUGGUGGUGCACAUAUGAUACGACAACAUCAUCAAACAUAUGUAUCACGUUUACAAGGUGUACAAAUGGCUGUUGAUGCUAAUUUAGAUAAACUUGUUAAAGAUACACCAACAAGACGUGCAGCAUUACUUACAUUUAAUCAUGAAAUAACAUAUUAUGGUGAUGGUACAAGAGAUGAACCAUUAGUUAUACGUGGUGAUAAAUUAAAUAAUGCAAAUGAUUUAUUACAUGAAGCUGAAAAAGAAUUAAAUCAUGAAUUAAAACCUGUUGCAGAAACAAAAACAAAACUGACUGAGCGUGUUUAUGAUCUUGAAGAAGGUGGUCAAACAGCACUUGGUCCAGCUGUUGUUUUUGCUCUUAAUAUAGCAUCGAAACGACAAGGUUCAAAAAUAGUUAUUUGUACUGAUGGCUUGGCUAAUCGAGGUUUAGGCAAUUUAGAAACGGCUCAAGAUGAAAAAGUUGAUGAGGCUAUUAGAAAUCAAGCUCUUGAAGAAGGAAAUCAAUUUUAUGCUGAAUUAACCGAACGUGCUAGAGAAAAAGGUGUCAGUAUAUCCGUUAUCACUAUCAAAGGCACUGCUUGUUUACUACCUGUGAUCGGUCAAAUGGCUGAUGGUACAGGCAGUAAUGUAACAAUUGUUGAUUUAUUAAAUAUGCGUGAUGAAUUUGCAUCAAUACUUGAACAAAAAGUUAUUGCAACAAAUGUUGAAGCAACAUUAAUUGUUCAUCGUGGUUUAUAUAUUCGUAAUCCUGAUAAUUUAGAGGAUAAACUUAACAAAAUAAAACGUGAUAUUGGAAAUGUAACAAAACAAACUGAAGUUACAUUUGAAUUUGGUAUUAGAAAUAAAGAAGAAGUCAAAGAAAAAUAUCAUAUUGAUUUGGAUCAAUUAGAACGAUUACCAUUUCAAGUACAAGUUACUUAUAUAGCUGCUGAUGGUAGUAAAGCAUUACGUGUAUUAACACAAUUAAAAGAAGCAACAGGAGAUCGUGAAAUAGCUGAAGUUAAUGCUAUUCGAAGUGUUAUUGCAGAAAAUCAUAUUCGAAAUACAGCAAAUGAUAUGAUGGCAGCAAUAUCCGAUGAAGACGAAUAUGAGACAGCACGUACACGUUCAAAAUGGUCAACACCAGUUGUACAAAAACAACGUGUAGCUUAUAUGGAUAAUCUUAAUGCAAAAGUACGCUCUCGUGGAACUUAUGAAACGGAUCAAUUUAAUGAAAGACGUUGGAAUGCAGCAAGUAAUGAAUUACAAACACAUGUUAUUACAUCAAGAUCUCGUAAGGCUGAUGCAUUAAGACAUACAACAUUGGCAUCAACAUCAGCAGUACCAUCACCACCACCAUCAAGUCCAGGUGGUUCUCUACUUAGUACUAUAGGUGAUCGAGUAUCACGUCUUUUCUCUGGUUCAAGUAAAGGAGAUGCAUCUGAACGUAAAGCUGUUGUUCCUUCAACAACAUCAAAAGGUCUUUCAAAACGAAGUUAUGGUUUUGCUACAUCAAAUCUUAGCCAUUUUUCUGAUCAGCAUUCAGAAGAUCUCUAUCGAUAUAAAAAUAUAUCAUCAGAUUAUAUUCGUGGAACAAGUCCAACACGUGAUGAUGAUCAACCUGCUAUCGCAUCGAGUACCAAUCGUGUUGCAACUAGACGAUAUGAAAAUGAUGAUCAACCAGACAUUGUGUCAGGCAGCCGACGUUCUGCUGUUAGACGAAAUGACGAUGAGGGACAACCAGCUGGUACAUCAGGCAGGCGUCGUGUUGCUUUUAAACGAAAUACUGAUGACGAAGAUAUUCCACCAGUGAUUGCCUUAAAUACUGAUCGUUCCGCAACAAGACGAGAUGAUGAAAACGAUCAAUCAGCUAAUACAUCGAGUACUGGUCGUUUUUCAGUUGGACAACAUGAUGAAGACAACCAACCAGCUAAUGCAUCGGAUACCAAUCGCUUUGCAACUAGACGACAUGAUGAUGAUGAUAAUAAUAAAUAA